AUAACCCCCGCCCAUCCGGCUCCAGUACGAGUCAGAGCCCCGGCAGGACGGUCGGGGAGGAUUAACCUGUUUGACCCUACUGUAGCGCCCCGCCGGCGUUCUCCUCCGCAACCUCGCUCAUCGGAUGUCGGCCCGGCCCCAUAUUUGGCCAACAUCCAGGAUAGCGGAAACAGAUUCGCCCACUUGAAGAAGUUACAAGGCCCGGAGGUAACCCAAGCACCUUUCAAAAUCCCACCACUUUUCCCAUAUGAGAGGUCUGUAGUGUACCUCCUCGUCCCCCCUACCACCAAACAAUUGAGGUACGCAAAGUCCGUGACUUUGAGUGCGACCACAAUUGCCGGUGACGAGCUCUCACUUUCAAUUCCAAUCACUCACAUCAAGCAGCCGGGAGAGACUGUGCACCAACUCGCCGCUAGGAUGUUAUUACGUGAUUUAGAAGAGGGUAGAAGCUGGCUUCAUUCUGAUAAAUGCGGUGUUCUAGGAGGAGAUCCGGCGCGAGUUCAGGAGUACGUCCAGAGAGAAGGUGAAGAGGUUGGCAUGAGGUGGUCACUGGCGAGUAAAUGGACCAGCUUUAUAGGUGUGGAAGAGGAGAUUAUGGACGUGCCCCCGAUCCGGACCCCCGCGCCACCCGAGGGAGAUCUAUCAGCAUUGUCAGAGGGCAGAUCUUCCGCUCCCUUUACACCUAGUAUACCGGCCGAAACUAGUGCAGAGAGUGAAGACAUCGUGACCGCCAGCACAUCCACCUCCUCUUCCAGAUUCGAUGGUAUCCCCUUGCCAGGGUCUAAUCUUACGCAUUCAGUUCCCGUAACGAUAGGUUCUGAAUCUCUGCCGCGUGUUCUAAGGGGGGCUCUAGUGGUGAACAGUGGAGUUGAUACAAUGAGUCGCCUUCUGGCUCCGAGGGAUACGCCUGAUCCCACACAUCCGAUAUGGGGCCGCUCGGAGCCUCUCUUCUAUAGGAGACCACAGUGUGGGGUGGUUCCCUCUCAAGGAAAUUCAUAUCCCUGCUCCGCGCCCACGGGACCCUAUCCCCCAGCCCCCCCUAACCCAGGCCUUCCUGCCUCCCAUUCAUCUGCCGCCGCCACCGAUAUGGCCCUCCACUCCCUUCCCCGCAAGUCCCACAGCAAGUCCGACCGCAAGUCCCACCGCAAGUCCCACCUCAAGUCCCACCGCAAGUCCCACCGUAGGCCGGCGCCAGACCGAACACCCAUCGGACCUUUAAUUAACAUCUACAGACUGAUUGCAGCCCAGAAAUUUGACGGCAGCUUCCACAUCGCAGACGAGUACGUGGCUGAACUUCUGGGUUCCCGGAUGGAUUCGGCGCCCCAGGCAUGCGGCGGGGAUAAAGUCGCUUGGGCUUCGUUGCUCGUUGCAGUGCUCUUGGAGGGAAAGUAUGCUUGUCUGAGAGAUGUAUGGGAGUUGGUCGUUAGGAAGAUUUGGGUAUUUUUGAGUAGUAGGGAAGGUGUGAGGGUGGAAGAAGCGAAAGUGAUGGCGGAGGAACUUGUUGCUGGGUGGGAGUAG
Messenger RNA from Tuber aestivum (summer truffle), 1518 nucleotides. NCBI's taxonomy places the organism in Eukaryota, Fungi, Ascomycota, Pezizomycetes, Pezizales, Tuberaceae. The record is from the annotation of a GenBank genome assembly.